Molecule: messenger RNA, 669 nt
Organism: Alligator sinensis (Chinese alligator)
Lineage: Eukaryota; Metazoa; Chordata; Crocodylia; Alligatoridae
Gene: CUNH1orf56
Product: chromosome unknown C1orf56 homolog
Exons: 2
Coding region: 1-564 (187 amino acids)
Source: RefSeq, a predicted model, not a curated record
AUGAGCAAGAGGGCAGUGGCCACGGGCCAGAGGGAGGCGCACGCCACGGUGGCCGUGAGCAAGCGAGCAGUGGCUGCAGACCUGACGGAGGCGGACGUCACGGUGGCCGUGAGCAAGCGAGCAGUGGCCCCAGGCUUGGACACGGCCGUCACCUCGGGCGCAGAGGCCACCCUGUCGGUGGGCGACCCCGGGUACCAGUGGCAGCCGUGGGGGCAGUGGUUCUGCAACUGCGAGGCCGGCAGCAUGGCACGGGUGCGGGACGUGAACUACACGGUGCCCAACGUGGAGCUGGCCCCUGACGACCUCAGUGCGCUGCGCUUCCAGCGCGUGCCCUGCGAGUACCGGCAGUGCCCCUGCAGCCGCCAGAGCCUCCAGUGCGCCGGCAAGGAGCUGACGUGUGACGCGCCCAGGCCCUACCUGUGCGCCGUGCGUGACAUCCGGGAGGCCCAGUACCGUGAGUCGCAGCGCUUCUGGCGCCACAUCCGCAGCCAGCUGCGUGACCUGUGGGACAACGUCCGCCGGGCCUUCAUCCGGGAAAAGGCGCACAGCCACAAAGAGAGCUGAGGCCGUGCCCCAUCUCGAGGACGCCGCAACGGCCCUGGCAUCCGCACAUGGCAGUCAUGCCAGCCAUGCUGGCAACUCCAGAGAUAUUUAAGAGUAAAGGUUGUU